Messenger RNA from Coregonus sp. 'balchen', 4397 nucleotides. Lineage: Eukaryota; Metazoa; Chordata; Actinopteri; Salmoniformes; Salmonidae. The record is from the annotation of a GenBank genome assembly.
AUGUCACAUUGUGCCAGUCUGCCCGGCAACAAACAGCUGGACAGAGAGUAAUUAUGAUUAUAAUUUAAAAAAGUAUUUUAUUUUAUUUAAUUUCAUUGAUAAUUGAAUGUACUGUGAACACAAUGUUAUUCCUCCAUAGCAUUACUUUAGGAUGUAGUUUUAACCAGGAGUGGUUAUCUGUUGGAUGCUAUGUGUUACUUGUGUUCUGUUAUAGUGUGGUGCUACUAUUUUUACUUGUACAAUAUCUUCUUCACAUCUACCAGACAGUGACAUAGUUGCACAGUCACAUUGUUGUACUACAGGGCUUUAACUUUUGAUAUAGCUCAUGUCUUCUCUACUACUUCAUCCCAACAGGCUUGUGGAGGGACACCCAUGCUGUGUCGCCCGUGCCCUCUGUCCCAAACAGUGUCCCUGCCUUGGCAGGCUCCUGCGUGGCCAUCCCCUGCUCCUUCACUCCUCCAGCCUCUCACUCCGUCCUGGGCAGGCAGGGAAAGAAGGUGGGCGUGAGGCUGCGCUACAGGACUAGUCACUACCUCCCCCUGCGGAGAACAGCUUUCAGUACAGAUGACAAAUCCAAAGUCAGCAAGGAGUUCCUGGGCCGGACAUCCUUACGGGGAAACACGGACGAUGGAGACUGCUCUGUAAUGAUUGACAGGGUCCACCUGGCUGACUCCUAUGUCUAUGAGCUGUCGCUGAAGGGCCGUGGACAGAAAGACUGGGGGGAGGCGAGGAGUGUCGAACUCGUUAUGUCAGGUGAGAGGGAUCCCAUCUCACAGAAUUACAUACACUUGAGUAUACCAAACAUUUGGAACACCUUCCUAAUAUUGAGUUGCACCCUUCCUUUUGCCCUCAGAACAGUCUCAAUUCGUCGGGGCAUGGACUCUACAAGGUGUCGAAAGCGUUCCACAGGGAUGCUGGCCCAUGUUGAUUCCAAUGCUUCCCACAGUUGUGUCAAGUUGGCUGGAUGUCCUUUGGGUGGUGGACCAUUCUUGAUUCACAUGGGAAACUGUUGAGCGUGAAAAACCCAGCAGCGUUGCAGUUCUUCACACAAACUGCCUGGCACCUACUACAAUACCCAGUUCAAAGGCACUUAAAGCUUGUGUCUUGCCCAUUCACCCUCUGAAUGGUACACAUACACAAUCCAUGUCUCAAUUGUCUCAAGGCUAAACAUCUAUUUUUAACCUGUCUCCUCCCCUUCAUCUACACUGAUUAAAGUGGAUUUAACAGGCGAUAUCAAUAAGGGGAUCAUAGCUUUCGCCUGGAUUCACCUGGUCAGUCUAUGUCAUGAAAGAGCAGUUGCUUAAUGUUUUGUAUCCUCAGUGUAUUUAUUGUUAUUUAACAGGAUCUCUGUGUCUCAUCUCUUAUUAUAUAGUAGAGAUAAAGUAACUGCUAUCCUUUUCGUUGUUAUAUAAGAUAGUUAUUUUAUAUGGCUCAUGUUAAAACACCAAUCUACCAAUUUUUACACAACCUGAGUUGAAUUAUCCCUAAUGCUAAUGGACUAAAUCAAACAAAAUAUUUACUUUAUCCUCAUUUAGACUAUGUUCAUCAGGUCAGUUCUUAUCUCUCUUUGUCCCCCUCACUGACAGACUCCCCAGAACUCCCAGUGAUCAGCGGUGUGGGGGCAGCGGCAGAAGGACAGGUGGUUUCACUAAACUGCAGCAUCAGUUACUCCUGUCCCUCCCAGGCCCCCACCCUCCAGUGGCGGUGGGAGAGAGGAGCCCAGGAGAACAACAUCGAGUACGGGGAGCCGCAGGUACUCCAGACCCAGGGCCAGAGGCCUACACUACGGGCCUCUCUCACCUUUACCGCAUCGUACCGCAUCAAACCCAGAAUGAGGUGUGAGGCAGUAUAUCCAGGAGAAAGAAGAGUAUACACCGUAAAGGAGCUCCAUGUGACAUGUAUGUACUUUUCUAUAUAAAGUUACGAUUGUGUGCAAUGCUAAGCCAUUGAUAUUGAAACCAGGGCCCAUUUUCACAGUGUUUCAGAGUGCUGAUCUAGGAUCAAUUUUUACUUAUAGAUUGUAAUGAAUAAGAUUAUAUAGGCUGGGGGGGGUGAUGCUUCAUGAAUACUGGCCUUGAUUGCUAUUGUAUCUCUCCUCCAGUCCCUCCAAAAGAUGUCACAGUCCAGGUCCAUACCUUGACUGUCCAGGAGGGGGUGAACGUGUUGCUGGCCUGCUCCUGUAAAGCUGACCCGCCUGUGUCCGUGUACAGGUGGUCAUACACCCAACAUGGGCUAACUGUAAACCUUCACCAGCGCACACACAUGGUCAGGGUGUACAACGUGACCCGAGACCUGAGGGUCCGCUGCACAGCCCAGAACCUAAUUGGACAGGCAGAGUCCAAACCGACUUCCUUAAACAUUCAAUGUAAGCAUUCUGUAGAGUCAAUGUUUGAUAGGUUAUUUGCUUCCAAUUCCUGGGUAUGGAUUUAAACUGCUGCUAUUUGUACAGUUGUACACUUUACAUUGUGAUACAAGAACAAUAUUUUGAAUUGAGAAGUUCUUGAAAUAUGGUGUCAUAACCUCUAAGGUAAGACCCCUUUACAGUAGGUCCCAGGGACUCUAACAUCCCUGAUCCUUCUAUGAUGCUGCCUCUUUCUCUCUUUCGCUUUCUCGCUUCUCUCUCUCUCUCUCUCUCUCUCUCUCUCUCUCUCUCUCUCUCUCUCUCUCUAUCUCUCUCUCUCUCACCCUCCCUUCUUCUAUCCCCCAGACAAGCCUGUCAUCCUCCAUCUCUCCUCCUCCUGUGUUGUGGAGAGGUUGGAGGUUCUGUGUCGCUGUUCUGUGGACUCCAACCCCCGGCCUGCCGUAACCUGGAGUGUCAACGGUAGUGUUCCACCAUACAGUUACAACACAUCAGUAAGCUCAGAGAACGGUACACUAACAGCCAUGCUGAGGGGCCACAUGGACACUCCACUGAUGGUAGUCUGCUUUGCCAUUAAUGCACUGGGCAACGACUCCCACACACUGCUUCAGGCAGAGGACGGUAAGCAUCGGGGCACCACACCACACAAGUUAAAUACAAUGGUGCAUCUCAAUUGUAUUUUCUUGACUCCUCGCUUCCUCUCUCCUCGCUUCCUUCUCUAAACGCAUUGGAAGAGAAGGUCAGAGGAAAGGAACCUCUGACCUUCUCCUCCCAUGCAUUUUGAGAAGAAGGCGAGGAUCGAGGACAUGUGGAAACAGGGAAACACAAUUGAGAUGCACACACAUUAUACAUUGUGUGUUGUAGGCAGCAUCUGCACUAUGAGUAAAACAUGAGGAUGAAAUACUAAGCAUGAAUCAUUCAUGGUCACUUAGGCCUAUACUUUCAGAUGAUUCUUCAUGAAUUCAUUAAUGGUUCCUGUAAUGUCACUGGUUGGUUGACCUGUUCCAAUAGUAUACUAUAAUAAUACAGUAUAAUAUAAGAUAAUAAAAUAAUCUGUUGAAGGUUGAAGAGCUAAAAAAGUGUUCUCCUGUUUUUACAUUGUUUUUGUUGUUGACUGACAGGUUCUCUGCUGUGGAAAGUGAUACCUGCAGUAUGCAUCUCUUUGGCCACCUUCCUCCUCUCUCUACUCCUCCUGUUCUGCUGUCGAAAGAGGUCCGAAAAGUAAGAAACACAUUUUCUGAGACUUAGUUGUCUCUGUCUUCUCUAACGUCUGCCAACAUUGUGCCUCAGUUACUUCAGGUGGCUUACAAACUUGGAAUAGCCAAAUGAUAUACCAGUACAUCAAACAUAUGUUGUUUCAUUUAAGAUACCAUUGAAUAGAAUUAUGAAAGAGGAACUAUUCAUUCACAUGUAAAACCGUUCUAAGAGGAUAAAUAUUUAAUCUUAAAAGUAGAUGUUUCAUUAUGAUGUCCUCUCUAAUCCAAACUCUUGUCUUUGUCUUCUUUCCUUAAAGUCGUGUGCUGACCAGUAGACCUCCUAUGUAUCCUGGGGACAUGGGGAUCUACCAGGAUCGGAUGCCCCUCUACAUCAACUGCACUGAGGUCACCAACAUCUACACCAAUGGCAGCUACCAGCUGGUUUACCAGAACUGCACCCCUCUUUUUGUCCGGACCAAACAGGUACACCUGCUGUUCUGUGCCAAAAAUAUAAUUUUGCUUGUAAAUGGGUAUGUUACAAUACAAUACAAUACAAUGCAAUACAAUAGCUCUAUUAUCCAUUGAAACAUAAAUGUCCAAUGAAAUGGUGUGAUUAACCACAUGAUGUUGUGUCCCAGACACAUCCGAUGGGGAGGCGAGGUGGGGAGAGACGAGGUGGCGAGAGGAGAGGGGGAGAGAGAAGAGGAGGUGAGAGACGAGGAUGGGAGAGAAGAGGAGGAGAGAGGCAAGGGGGCAUGGUGGACAGAGGAACAAGAGACAGACAAAGCCCUGCCUCCACUGACACUAAUACUGAAACAGCUAUCUACCUGGAGAUCAUCUGA